Molecule: messenger RNA, 1005 nt
Organism: Pisolithus orientalis
Lineage: Eukaryota; Fungi; Basidiomycota; Agaricomycetes; Boletales; Pisolithaceae
Exons: 2
Coding region: 1-1005 (334 amino acids)
Source: RefSeq, a predicted model, not a curated record
AUGGACGUCGACUGGUGCUUGUCCUGCAGCUGCAGAAUCGAUCCCCUCACCGCGAAGGGCCCAUACUGCUCUGCAGAGUGCCUUUCCUUUGCUGAGCCAUCUUCAUCCUCUCGCAUCAUGGCAACGCCUCCCGCUGCCUCUGCUGCCUGUCGCAUCCGCGAGUGGCUGCAAACCAUCCCUCCUCAUGAUCCUGCAGGUGCUCCUGCCCACCCCUCGCAGGAUGGCACCUCGACAUCCCUCAUCAGCGUUCGCUCGCCCAAACCACUCCCUCAACACCAACCCGAACUCAUUAAACGCAUGGCAGGCGCAACUCCACGCCCCACCCUCUCGGUGUCCUCUCCAACUCAAGUCCGUGCAUUUCACACCCCCGCCAGCUCUCGCACAUACUCUCAGGCAAAGUCUACCACCCCUAGCGAAGCCAGCACUUCGCUCACUUCCCUUCUCUCUGAGCCCAUGGUUGUCACUCCUGCCGAGGAGUGCCGUUUCGGUACUGGUAUCAGUGCUUUCGUUCCCCCUUGGGCCCAUCGCGACCGCACCCGAUCAACUGCCCCACGCGAAGGCGCUGUGAAGAACAGUUAUUAUUAUUCCCUCCCUCCCCUUGAGAAGGGCACCUCUUCGUCUGAAUUUAAGCCGAAAAAAACCCCUUCCCCACGCCCCGCAGUCUUCGUGAACCGCAAACCUCCCGCAAAAAAGCCUACACGCGUUGGUGGCUGGACUUCUACCCCAACCGAGACCCACACGCCAACCCCCGUCAUAUUCCCCUCCUGUCGCUCGUUCGACGUCGAUUGGGACGAAGACGGUGACAUCUUCAUUGCACCCGACUCACAAUACCACCCGGCCUACCGGACGAAGCACGAGGCGUCUUAUGUAGAAGAAGAGAUCGUUUACUGCGCUCGCUCGCCCUCACCUGCCGGUUCAACGUCGAGCACGGGUUCAUCUGUCCUCUUUAUGGCUCCCAAGCGACGGGGUGGUAUCCGUGGUCGCGUUACUGCUCCCCGCGCAUGA